Hippoglossus stenolepis (Pacific halibut) is the source of this 5400-nucleotide messenger RNA. It is a transcript of the gene col15a1b, whose product is annotated as collagen, type XV, alpha 1b. Gene Ontology annotation, cellular component: basement membrane. The record is from RefSeq and is a predicted model, not a curated record. The coding region runs from base 335 to 4489 and encodes 1384 amino acids. The transcript has 43 exons. Lineage: Eukaryota; Metazoa; Chordata; Actinopteri; Pleuronectiformes; Pleuronectidae.
AGGGAGUUAGAAACAGAGCAAGAGACAGAGACGGACGGAGAGAGCGAGGACUUCUAACGAGAGGGGAGAAGAAGAGAAGAGAAAUGUGAAGAAGCUGCAGAGAGGACAGAAAGACACUACUUGAGUAUAUGUCUUGUGACGCUGGAUCUCCUGAAGUGCUGAGAUUUGCUUUUACACAUUCUGUAGGACUCUGCAUGUGACUCCUCUCACAGCACCUGUCCUGCACAUGUGUAGUGUUCUGUGACCACAGUGGACAGGAUCAGCGUGCAUCAGUGUGUGUGUGUGUGUGUGUGUGUGUGUGUGUGUGUGUGUGUGUGUGUGACACAGAAAGAGGAUGGGAGCCCUUUGUCUCUCUCUUGCUCUCCUCUUCCUCCCCUGCUCUCCUGCACGAGCCCAAUGGUGGAGUUUCAUCUGGGCAAACCCCAAAACCAGCUCAGAAUCCUCUCCUCCCUCCAUUCCUCCCUCUACCACCUCUCCAUCCAUCACCUCCCCGGGCCUUUCUGACACCCCGUGGACAACAGGCCAAGUGGGAGUGAAGGACGGGGUGACGAAGGAAAGUGUGGAGGGUGGCACUCAGACAGAGGGGUCUGUUCUGGCUCCUACAGCCGGGCCUGGAGAGUUCCUCUCUGGCCUUAGCACUGCAGAACCUGGGAGGUUCUCUCCAGAGGAGAAUGCAGGUGCAGGCAGCAAAACCAGGCCCCAAAACAAACCACUGAAACACUGGAAGAGUGAGCGAGGCUCGGGGGGUCAUCUGGACCUGACUGAGUUAAUUGGCGUGCCGCUCCCUCCCUCGGUCUCUUUCACUCCUGGAUAUGAAGGGUUUCCAGCUUACAUCUUUGGGCCCGAAGCCAACAUCGGCCGGCUCACCAAGACCUUCGUGCCGGGGUCAUUCUACAAGGAUUUUGCCAUCAUCGUCACGGUGCGACCGACCAGUCAGAGAGGAGGCAUGCUCUUUGCCAUCACAGACGCCGGUCAGCAGGUGGUGGAGCUGGGUUUGGCCCUCACUCCGGUGCGUGGGGGCCUCCAGAGCAUCUUAUUGUACUACACUGAGAGAGAGCAGGUGUCCCACAGCCACAAAGCUGCGGCCUUCAGUGUCCCCGACAUGACUGACCAGUGGACGCGGUUCACGGUGGUGGUGGAGCACGAUGAGGUGCGUCUCUACAUGGACUGUGGAGAGGCAGAGAGGGCGACUUUCCAUCGCAGGCCGGAGAGACUCACGUUUUCUCACAACUCAGGCAUCUUUGUCGCUAACGCAGGAAACACGGGGCUUGACAAGUUUGUGGGCUCCAUUCAGCAGCUGGUGAUAAAAGAUGAUCCGAGGGCGGCUGAGGAGCAGUGUGAAGAUGAUGAUCCUUAUGCCUCGGGAUUCGCCAGCGGAGAUGAUGCACUGGAUGACAGAGAGACAGAGGAGGAAAUGACCAAGAACAAACAGGAGAGAGAACAUGGCACGGCACAGGGGGAGGACAGCUUUCCAGUCAGAGCUCCUCCCACUGAGGCUCCGGAGGUGGAGCUUGAAGAGUUUUCUGGUCACAUGACACCAACAGAGAGCAAUGAAGAAAUGAUAAGAGAGCCACACCAGACAGAGGAGGCAGGGGAGAGAUCAGGAGACGGUCAUGUCAGGCCUGAGAUAAAAGGAGAGCGUGGAGAUCCCGGACCACCUGGACCACCUGGUCCCCCAGGACCGACCCCUCGACCUGGGCAAGCUCAACCUGGAUCAAGAGGGACCCAAGGGCCAGCAGGGACCCCCGGAUCCACUGGACUGCCAGGGAGAGAUGGGCAGCAGGGAAACAAGGGUGAUACAGGAGACCCAGGUCAGAGAGGACCUCAGGGAUUUCCAGGUUUGGAUGGAGAAGCUGGACCAAGCGGAGACAAGGGAGACUCAGGAAUCGGUUUACCAGGCCCUCCAGGCCUCCCUGGGCCCCCUGGACCCCCAAGAUCACGCAGUGUACCAUAUGGAGCAGAUGCUCUGGGUUCUGGCUUUGAAGACUUGGACAGUGACACUGAACUCAUCAGGGGUGCUCCUGGUCCACCAGGGCCUCCAGGGCCUCCUGGUCCCUCUGGAUCUAGCAUGUUACCUGACACAGCUGAAGGCCUCCCCUCUGGUCACGAUGGCCCCUCUGGUGUCCCCGGAAGAGACGGGGCCGCAGGCAAACCUGGAAUACCAGGUCCAGCAGGAAAGGAUGGGGUUCCAGGUCUACAAGGAGCUGGGGGAGAGAAGGGUGACCAAGGGUUAACUGGGCUACCUGGGCCAAAGGGUGAAUGUGGCUCUCUGGGAACAGCAGGGCUCCCGGGGGCCCAAGGGCCCAGUGGCCCACAGGGGGAGAGAGGCCUAAUAGGUCCCCCAGGACUGCCUGGACCCCCUGGACCUCCAGCAACCAAAUUCUUUGUAGAGGAUAUGGAGGGAUCAGGGAAGAGUGACAUGCUCCUUGGAGCUGGAGUGAAAGGCCCACAGGGUCCUCCUGGUCUACCUGGCCCACAAGGACCUGAGGGUGAGGACGGAGCCCCUGGAUCUCCAGGGAUCUCUGUCAAGGGUGAACCAGGAGACCCAGGAGCAGAGGGUCUUCAUGGUCCUGCUGGACUACCAGGGGUUCGGGGGGUGAAAGGAGAAAAGGGAAAUCUGGGACCAAAGGGCGAUCGAGGCGCUGAUGGACUCAGUAUCCCAGGAUCACCUGGGCCUCCUGGACUGCCUGGACCUAGUUUUAAUUUGCAGGAUCUGCUCCUCAACGUUACGGAUGGAAUUUUCAACUUCACAGAGAUCAGAGGACCACCGGGGCCCAUGGGCACUGAAGGCUUGGCAGGCAGAGCUGGAUUUCCUGGCCCCAGAGGACCAAAGGGAGACCUAGGUCCUCAGGGUAUCCAGGGGCCUUCAGGACUCAAGGGAGAAAAAGGAGAGGCAGGAGUCACCAUUGCUGCUGAUGGAUCUCUCUUAUCUGCACCGAGAGGCCCCCAAGGGCCCAAAGGCAUUAAGGGUGACCGUGGGUACCAAGGACCAUCUGGAGUUAUGGGCCCAAUAGGACCGACAGGACUAAAAGGAGAAUAUGGCUUCCCUGGUCGCCCGGGACGAUCUGGUUUGCCUGGAAGGAAAGGGGACAGAGGAGAAGCUGAUGGCCUGCAGGGACCACCAGGUCCUCCCGGCCCACCUGGAAUUCCAGGGAGAAUUCUUGGUCUCAAGGGAACAGUGUUCCCCGUGCGCCCCAGACCGCACUGCAAAAAGGGACUAGAGUCAGUGACAAGGGGAGAUCCAGUUGGAGCUAAAGGUGACAAAGGAGAUGAGGGGAUGCCUGGAGAGCCAGGCACAUCUGAACCUGGAUUUCUGGAUGGAAUUGUGGGUGCGAGAGGAAAUCAGGGGAACAAAGGUGAAAAGGGAGAAAGGGGUGACACCGCUGGGCCUGGUCCUCCGGGAAUGCCUGGCAGGUCAGGACUUGUGGGUCCAAAAGGUGAGUCCAUCGUGGGUCCUCAGGGUCCCGUAGGUUCUCCUGGCGCGCCUGGAUCCCCUGGGUUCGGACGACCUGGCCCCCGAGGCCCCGCUGGCCCUGCUGGCCCUCCAGGACCUGCACCUCCAUAUGUAUCUGCUGACAGCGUACCUGGCCCUCCUGGUCCUCCCGGUCCACCAGGCUCUUCAGGAUCUUCAGGAUCCAGCAACCUGGUGACCGUCUAUAAAUCCACCCACGCUCUGGUCAGAGAGAGUCAACGGGCUCCAGAGGGAACCCUGGCUUAUGUUUCUGAGAGAGGAGGAGAGCUGUACAUCAAACGACGGAACAGCUGGCGCAAGAUCCAGCUCGGAGAGUUGCUCCAUCACGGACCUUCCUCCUCAGCAGAGUCUCAGUCGCUCGGCGUACCUGGAGAAUCUAGCAGACCACACAGGAGCCACAGCCAGGAGCUGCAGGAGGGCGGUAGAGGAUAUCAGCCGAGCUUUAACGUACUACCCCAGACCUUUAAUGCUGUUCCUGGGCUCCAUCUGGUAGCACUGAACUCGCCUCUGAAAGGGGAUAUGCGUGGUAUCCGGGGGGCCGACUUCCAGUGCUACCAGCAGGCGCGCGCCGUGGGACUGACGGCCACGUACAGGGCCUUCCUGUCCUCACACCUCCAGGACCUGUCGACCAUCGUGAGGAAGGCGGACCGCAAUGACAUGCCAGUGGUUAAUCUCAGGGGUGAAGUGUUGUUCAGUAGUUGGAUGUCCAUCUUCUCUGGGAAUGGAGGAACAUUUAAUCCAUCCACUCCCAUUUACUCCUUUGACGGACGCAACGUUAUGACUGAUUCAGCAUGGCCAGAGAAGCUGGUGUGGCACGGCUCCAGCACCAUGGGCAUCCGUCUGACCCACAACUACUGUGAGGCGUGGAGGACAGGCGACAUGGCAGUGACGGGCCAGGCCGCGCUGCUGCAGACGGGACGACUGCUGGGGCAGCACACCCGCUCCUGCUCCAACCCCUACGUCGUGCUGUGCAUAGAGAACACAUAUGUGGGCAACACACAUCUGAGGAGGACCUGAGGAGACAGAGGAGACACACACACACACACACACACACACACACACACGUUAACACAUGAAGAAACACACAUGCAGGCAUGCUGAAAGUAGAAAAUGUGAACACUGUGCACAUGAAUGGGAAACACACGCAGGCACAUACACACAUAAUGAUGUUAUAGGCAUGACUCUCGAGUACGGACGAAAAACACGAUAUAUUUUUUCCCAAAACGUUUUUACCACAAAGUUCUUUUCUCUAAUUGUUGAAUCACGUUCAUAUUGAAGAGAUUAAAAAAAUAAUUAAAAUGAAAUAAGGCACAUUUACCACAACGCUUUGCUCGCUAUACAAAUAGACACAGUACACAGAUAACAUUGAAGGCUUGACCCAUAAUCGCAGUGUGGCGCCCCCUGCAGACUCACCACCAGCUUUGUUUACACUCAUUUAUCUAUGAUUGUUGUCGGUUUCAGGAUAUUUAAAAUGUUUUUCUCCAGUUUUCUGCUGCUUGUGACCUGAACUAGUCUCAACAUUAACAUCUGUGCUUUAGCGUUAGCAUUAGAGUUGAAAUCAAUGUGUGAAUUUCAUUAAUUUAUACUGUAGCGGGACAUAGUGUGAAAAAUCUAGUAAAGUUCAGAUCUUGAAGAUGUUGUAACAUGUAUAUAUAAAUAUAUAUAUAUAUAUAUUUGUGUUGUUGACAAAUGUUUUAGUUUCUUACUCAGUAGAGGUAGAUGUAGAAGGUUUUUCUCUCACUGUGCGUCGACUGAGACGUAGUUCCAGUCUCGUGCCUGUAAAGAUGACGUAGGCCUGGUUUUCAUGGAAGUGUUUGUUUUUAUGAUCUGUGACUAUGACGUUUCUGUUCAAACUAAACUUGAGAGAACAUUUGUACUGACUGACUGGUGCUCACAGAAAAUAAAAUGUCUUAUUUUGUGUUUUUUAA